Messenger RNA from Paramecium pentaurelia, 584 nucleotides. Lineage: Eukaryota; Ciliophora; Oligohymenophorea; Peniculida; Parameciidae. The record is from the annotation of a GenBank genome assembly.
UAAUGAAAUAAAUAAUCAUUUUAGCAUUACUCCUAAUCUUAGUUCUUGGAGAUUAACAUUAGAACAAACAUAAUCAUUAUAAACACAAGAAAGGACAUGGUAUAUUACUUAAUUUAUUCUAGUAUUUAAAUGGGUUCUUAUUUCUAUAUUUGCUGUAGGUGCAUUUUUAAUAAUUAGAAAAAUAGUAAGAAGAAGAAGACACUUAAAAAGAAUGAAAAAAUAGGGAUUAAACAAAUUAUCAGAAACUGUUGUUUUUGGAGAACCAAUGAAUGAUAAUAUUCAACAACCUUAAUAUUAUGCUGUUCCAAUUGAAUAAUAUAAACAAUUUAAAAAUUGGUUGAAUUAAUAAAAAUAACAAUAAGAAGCUUUGUUAUAAUAAUAAUAAUAGAUUCAAUAAUAAUUAUUGUUAUAAUAAUAAUAAUAAUAAUAAUCAGCCUAAAUAAAUUAAAUUCCUUAAUAACCUAUUGCAGGGUAUCCUAUAUAUUAACAAUAUCCUUAAUAAGUACCUCAAAUAGUUUAUCCAUAAAUAUUGAAUAAGAGUCAUGUAGAGAUUCAACUACCCGAAGUUAGGGUUCCAUAAUGAA